AUGCGUCUGUGGGAGGCUUGGGCUGGCCGGAACCGCUUCUGCUGCGGUGGCUGGAUCAUGUUGCCAGGGGCGAUGUUCCCCUGCGUUGCGGCACUUCCCAUCAUAGUUGGGAUCUGUGGGGCUUUCUACGUCCUUGAGCUUCAGAGAAUUCCCAGCUCGAUCGCAUGGUGCCUGGCCAUAGCAGGCACCGCACUUCUCAUCCUUUCGGUCGGGUCGUUCCUAUGCACUGCGACAUCGGAGCCCGGGAUGAUGCCAAGGGCCUCGGCCCUGACGGCGCUGACGCUGUCCUCGGCGGGCCGGAGCAGCGUGGAGGAUCUCUGCAGGGAGUAUGCAGCCAUCGGCUACACGGCGCAAGAGGUGGCGGCCAUGGAGGAGAAGCUUCUGCGGCAUGUGCAAAGUUUUCCCAUCCUUGCUGAGGAUGCAGAACCCACGCCGGCCGCCAUUGAACAGGUCAACCAGUUUUGGGGCCGCCUCUUCAAGGACAAGCGCUUCAUGCACCUGAAAUGGUGCUCGACCUGCGAGAUACGGCGGCCUCCUGGUUGCUCUCAUUGCAGCCACUGUGACAGUUGUGUCCGCGGCUUUGAUCACCACUGUCACUGGGUCGGCAACUGCAUUGGCUCUCGCAGCCACAGAUGCUUUUUGACUUUCCUCCUUGCAACAUCGUGGUUGGCAGCCCUUGUCAUAGCUACAUGCAUUGGUGACAUCGCGGUCGAGAUUGUUGGCCAUUGCAGGCAGCAUCCGGAUUUGCUGAGCAGCAACAGGCGCAAGAUUUUGGCCGGUCUCCUUGCGACAAACAGCAUCAUUCUUGGGGGAACCCUGCUGUGCAGGCUUGUGCAGACCUACUGCAAAACCUGGUCCCACAAGAGCCGGCAGCAACCUUCACGUGUCCUUGCGCAAGCUCAAGCGAUAGGACUGGCGAGUUUGGCAGGUUUGACGGCAGUCUGGAUCUUUCUUGCUGCCUGUUUCGGAGUUAUUCCACUUGUGCCCCUCAUGUUUCUUGUUGUGACUUCGGCUUUUUCCUUCGGCCUAUGUCAGAUGUUGCUCGAGCAAGUUUCCAACUUGGGCCACGGGCUUACUCUGAAGCAACGUGUCGUACUGGAGAGCAGUCCAGCCACCGCGGCCCCCCGCAGUGAGUUCAAGCUGGGCACAUUCUGCGCAUUCCUUUCGAUCCUCCGGGAUGCCAGCAAGGCAUCGCGCGCACGCCAGGAGGAAGACGCGGAGCUUGGAGGCGCGGCUCAUGCGCUGGCCCUGCGCUCGCUCGGUCGCCGCGAGGUGCCAUCGGGGAGGCUAUUGGACGUGGUCGUUUGCUACUGCUCCGAGCGUCUGUCCUGGCUGCGCGCGUUCCACAAAUUGCCCUGGCGGGACGAAAACCGUUCUGCCGCAAUUCGUGAACUGGUGACGUUGAGAAUCUAUCACAAGUGCGGUGGGUAUGGCAAGGGCGUGCGCGAGGCAGAAACCGAUCGCCUUCGCACUGAAUGGGGGCCAUAUUUUCGCGACGUCGAUGUGCGCUACGUGGACGACGUCCUCCGUGCCGAUGACGACUCGGCGUAUCUGGCAUUUAUCAUCGACUGGUACGAAGACUUGCCGGAGUAUACCGUGUUCCUUCAUGCCGAUGCGCCAGAGCACAUCCCGUCCCUGGAGCUUCUAACAGAUUCCGUUUACGCUGCCAUCCGUGGGUUCCUGCCGGGUGGUAUUGGCUUCGUGCAUUUCGCGCACAACUACGUGCUGUUGGACUGGGGCUGUGACCAGAGCAGAUCUUGUGAAGGUCGUCAGCUUGAGCCGGAGUUCUCCACCCUCUGGAAGCGUGUCUUUGGUGCCUCCAUCGCGCCAAGCCUGGCCGCUGGGCAUGUGAAUGCCUACUGCUGUGUGCAGUUCAUGGUUAACCGUGGCCGUAUCCACUUGAGGCCCAAGUCUUUCUAUGAGCGCGGGCUUGCAUACUUUGGGACCACGGCCGAGUCCUACCACCGGCUUUUUCCUGUGGGGCGAGUGGUUCGGAAGGCUGAUGUGUUCGGCCGCACUCCGGGUCAGCUCGCGAUGUACAUUUGGCAUGCCAUGUUUGGCGAAGCACUGAAGCUACCCCGACGGCAGCAGGACCAGCGGCUCCCAUUGUUCAUGAAGAUCCAGAAUGUGGAGGUGGAGGCACUGGAGGAGGACGGCACCACCUCAGAUGCCGAGAUAGAGCAGCUGGCUCACGCAAGCAACCUGAUCGAGGCUGGUCGCAACUCGAUCUCCGCCCGUCUAGGCAAGAUGGCGCAGCCCUUCGGCGCUCCUUUCCAGGAGGGUGGACCCGCCAGCGCCCCCAACACCCCGCAGCCGAUCCCCCUCCAGCACCCGAGCCCGGGCCCGCUUGGCUCCACUCCCUGUUCCAGCUACCAUGCAAGUCCAUCACUGAUGCAGCCUGCUUCCGAGCGCCCUGUGCCCAACGCUGGCAACUUCUGGCAGCCGCGCCAGGAGCAGCAGUUCCCCUGGGCUGGAAAUCUGGCUGGAAAUUUUGCUUUACCUGCUGACAUGGCCGCUUCAGAGGCCAUGCUGCGACGGUUCUUUGAAAAUGACGCCGGCAGACCUUCCGGCAUGGCUGGCGGGGCCUGGCCGGGUCAGAAUAUCGGCAUGCCUGAGAUGGCCGGCGCAGCCCACACCGCAAUGGAGGCAAUGCCCGGCAUGGCCGCGGAAGGCCCGAGAGGACUCGAAGCCCAGGCGGCUGCAGUGACAACUGGACCACCGCCUGGCCUCUUUCUCAAAGCACCGGAAGACGAGGACGAGGAUCCUGACAGGGGUCUUGCGGAACACAUGUCGCUUGCUGUCGCGCAGUUCCUUGCGGGUGGAGAUUUCGAUGACGAGGAGGAGAGCGACACAGAACCUUCACGAGAUCCACUGCUCAGUGGGGCCCCCAGCAACUUGCUCCCGCAAGCGAUGCCGGAGGCUGCCAGCAGCUUGCUCCCGCAAACGAUGCCGGAGGCCACCAGCAUGAUGUUCCCGCAGUUGGCCCCGGAGGCCGCCAGCACCUUGCUUUCGCAAACGAUGCCGGAGGCCACCAGCGCGCUGUUCCCGCAACUGACGCCGGAGGCCGCCAGAACCUUGCUUUCGCAAACGAUGCCGGAGGCCACCAGCGCGCUGUUCUCACAACUGACGCCGGAGGCCGCCAGCACCUUACUUUCGCAAACGAUGCCGGAGGCCACCAGCAACUUGCUGCCGCAAACGACGCCGGAGGCCCCCAGCAACUUGCUCCCGCAAACGAUGCCGGAGGCCGCCAGCACCGUGCCGCCAACGAAGGCGGAGGUCGCCAGCGCCGCCAAGAGAAUGUUCCCGCAAGUGACGCCGCAGGUCGCCGUCUUGCUCUCCCGAAUGACGCCGGAGGCCGUCAGCACCCUGCUCCCGCAUAUGUCGCCGGAGGCGGUCCGUGCCUUGCAGUCGCGAGUGAUGCCGGAGGACCCUUCGAGACUCGAGGCUGCCGCAGCGGCUGCUGCGAUGCGCAGAGGCUACUGA
Symbiodinium natans is the source of this 3483-nucleotide messenger RNA. NCBI's taxonomy places the organism in Eukaryota, Dinophyceae, Suessiales, Symbiodiniaceae. The record is from the annotation of a GenBank genome assembly.